AUGAAUGUUCUAGAAAGAGUCAAGAAAGGGAGCAGUGGCCCGACCCUGCUCAACCUCCUCAGCUUAAGUGGAAAGUACUUGGUGACAAUACCAGCCCAGCUUGCCUUCCCCUCCACACAGAAGGUUUGCUUGGAUCUGAGCCCUGGGAACUACGAUGUAAAAUUCACUAUUACCCUGGAGACCAAGGAUAAGACACAGAAGUUGCUAGAACACUCUGGAUUGAACAAGAAGAACUUCCACUGUAUCUCAUUUUCAGUCCCCCCACCAGCUGGUGGCAUGGAAGAAGUGGCUACAAUUCGAGUGUCAGGAGUUGGAAAGAAGCUCAGGUUUGAAGAGGAGAAAAAGGUUCUAAUUCAGAGGCAAGGGAGCGGCACGUUUGUGCAGACUGACAAACCUGUCUACACCCCAGGCCAGAAAGUGCUUUUCAGAAUUGUCACCAUGAACAGCGACUUCAUCCCAGUGAAUGACAAGUACUCCAUGGUGGAGCUGCAGGACCCAAAUACCAACAGGAUUGCACAGUGGUUGGACGUGGCACCUCGGCAAGGCAUCGUAGACUUAUCCUUUCAACUGGCACCAGAGGCAACGCUGGGCACCUAUACAGUGACAGUGGCUGAGGGCAAGACCUUCAGCACGUUCAGUGUGGAGGAGUAUGUGUUGCCUAGGUUCAAGGUAGAUGUGUUGGAACCAAAGCAGUUAUCAACUAGGGAGGAAUUCUUCUCUGUAAAAAUCUGUGGCAAGUACACAUAUGGAAAGCCUGUUCAAGGGGCAGUUAAGGCCUCCGUGUGUCAGAAGGCAUACUCUUACUGGUACGGAGAAUCAGACCAGGAACAGCCAACUGAUAAAUGCAGAAACCUCUCAGGACAGACUGACGCAGCAGGGUGCUUCUCCGGCUCUGUGGACAUGUCUACCUUCAAUCUCACAGGGUAUAUGUACAGCCACAGCAUUAACAUCGUGGCUUCCGUGGUGGAGGAAGGGACAGGACUGGAGGCCAAUACCACCCGGGACAUCUACAUUUCCUCAAAGAUGGGAUCCAUGACCUUUGAAGACACUAAUAAUUUUUAUUACCCCAGUUUUCCCUUCAGUGGGAAGAUAAGAGUUAGAGGCCAUGACGACUCCCUCCUGAAGAAUCAUCCGGUAUUCCUGGUGAUUUACGGCAAAAAUGGAACCACCAACCAGACGCUAACUACCGACAAUGAUGGCCUUGCUCCCUUCACACUGGAUACAGUCUCCUGGAAUGCAACAGAUAUUUCUCUGGAGGGCAAGUUCCAGCUGGAAGAUUUGGUAUAUAAUCCAGAGGAAGUGCCUCAUUACUACCAAAAUGCCUAUCUGUACCUUCGUCCCUUCUACAACACCACCAGAAGCUUCCUGGGCAUCCGGCGGCCGAGUGGCCUGGUGAGGUGUGGCCAGACCCAGGAAGUUCUAGUGGACUAUUCCAUUGAUCCAAAGGAUGCAAGCCCAGACCAAGAAGUCAUCUUCUCCUACUAUACAAGCCUCCUCUUGGAGAUGAGCCAUCAGGACCUGAUAAGCGGAGAGCUGCUAGAACUGAAAAGCUCCUUCUCCUUCCCUCUGACCUUCACCUCCAGAAUGGCGCCUUCCCCCUCCCUCGUCAUCUACACUGUAUUUCCCAGUGGAGGCGUCAUAGCUGACAAAAUCCAGUUCUCCAUGGAGAUGUGCUUUGACAAUCAGGUUUCCAUUGGCUUCUCACCUUCCCAGCAGCUCCCAGGAACAGAUGUGGAGUUACAGCUGCAGGCAGCGCCUGGGUCCCUGUGUGCGGUCCGGGCUGUGGAUGAGAGUGUCCUGCUCCUCAGGCCAGAGAGGGAGCUGAGCAACAGCUCUGUCUAUGGGAUGUUUCCAUCCUGGUACAAUUAUUACCCCUACCAAGUGGCUGAAUAUGACGAGUGCCCAGCAUCCGGCCCUUGGGACUUUCCUCAACCCCUCAUUGAUCCUGUGCCCAGAGAGGGGCUGAGCAGGCACUCCAUCAUCUGGAGACCCUGGUUCUCCGAAGGCGCGGACCUGUUCAGUUUCUUCCAGGACAUGGGCUUGAAAAUCCUAUCAAAUGCCAAGAUCAAGAAGCCAGUAGACUGCAGUCACCACCCUCCACACUACAGCACUACCAUGGGCGGAAGUGGCGGUGAUGCCCCGAACACGGAGUUCGCCUCGCCAUCACCGCAGACACAGGGCUCCAAGGUCCGCCAGUACUUCCCAGAGACCUGGCUGUGGGAACUGUUUCCGAUCGGUAACUCGGGAAACAAGGUGGUCCAGGUCACAGUUCCCGACACCAUCACUGAGUGGAAGGCUAUGACAUUCUGCACCUCCCAGUCCAGAGGCUUCGGCCUUUCGUCUACUGUUGGGAUGACUGCUUUCCAGCCGUUCUUUGUUGACCUGGUGCUGCCUUACUCGGUCGUUCGUGGAGAAUCCUUCCGCCUUACAGCCACGGUCUUCAACUAUCUCAAGGACCCCAUGAGGGUUCAGACUCGCCUGGCCCCAUCAGAUGAGUACCAUGUGGACUCAGGGACAGAUUAUCAGGCCUCCAGCUGCCUGGGUGCCAACGAAGCAAAGACCUUUCACUGGAACAUCACGGCUGUCAAGCUGGGUCAUGUCAAUUUCACUAUUAGUACCAAAACUGUAGACAGCAAUGAACUCUGUGGGGGCCGGAAGGGGGUUGUCCCUAAUAGAGGCCAGAGCGACACGCUCAUCAAGCCAGUUCUUGUCAAGCCUGAAGGCAUCCUUGUGGAGAAGACUCACAGCUCACUGUUGUGUCCCAAAGGAGAGGUGGCUUCAGACUCUGUCUCCCUGGAGCUCCCUGAGGAUACUGUUCCCGACUCCGCCAAGGCUCACAUUACUGCUCUGGGAGACAUCAUGGGCACAGCUCUCCAACACCUAGAUGGUCUGGUGCAGAUGCCCAGUGGCUGCGGGGAGCAGAACAUGGUCAUUUUUGCUCCCAUCAUCUACGUCUUGCAGUACCUGGAGAAGACAGGGCUGCUGACUGAGGAGAUCAGGUCUCGGGCAGUAGGCUUCCUGGAGAAAGGGUACCAGCAGGAACUGAUGUAUAAACACAGCAAUGGUUCAUACAGCGCCUUUGGGGAACAGGAUGGAAAUGGCAACACAUGGUUGACAGCCUUUGUCACAAAAUGUUUUGGCCAAGCUCAGAAAUUCAUCUUUAUCGACGACAAGAACAUCCAGGAUGCCCUCAAGUGGAUGGCAGGAAACCAGCUCCCCAGUGGCUGCUACGACAAUGUGGGAAAGCUCCUGCACACAGCUAUGAAGGGUGGUGUUGACGAUGAGAUUUCCUUGACUGCUUACAUCACAGCUGCACUGCUGGAGAUGGGAAAGACCGUCAAUGACCCGAUGGUGAGACAAGGUCUGCAGUGCCUCAGGAAGUCUGUCACCUCCACUAGCAACCUCUACACCCAGGCCCUCUUAGCUUAUACCUUCUCUCUGGCUGGAGACAUGGAAAUCAGAAGUGCUCUUCUUCGCAAGUUAGAUCAACAGGCCACUGUCUCAGGAGAAUCCAUUCACUGGAGCCAGAAACCUGCAGUUUCAGAUACUAGUCCUUGGUCUGAGCCUAAGGCGGUGGAUAUAGAGCUUACAGCCUAUGUAUUGUUGGCCCACCUCAUCAAAGACAGCCUGACUCAAGAGGAAAUAGCCAAGGCCACUAGCAUAGUGGCUUGGUUGGCCAAGCAACGCAAUGCAUAUGGGGGCUUCUCUUCCACUCAGGAUACUGUAGUUGCCCUCCAAGCACUUGCCAAGUUUGCCGCUAUUGCCUACGUGCCAUCCGAGGAAGUCAGCGUGGUUGUAAAGUCCACUGAGAAUUUCCAUCACACUUUCAACAUAAAGUGUGCCAACAGACUGGGCCUGCAGCAGGAGGCACUGCCCAUGAUCCCUGGAGUGUACACUGUGGAGGCCUCAGGCCAGGGCUGCGUCUAUGUGCAGACGGUGUUGAGAUACAACAUUUUCCCUCCUAACAUCCCGGAGAGCUUUAGCAUUCAGGUGGAAACGGGAAAAGCUAGUUGUGAAAAACUCACGUUGCCUCGGUCCUUGACUCUCACUAUUCAUACCAGUUACGUGGGGAGCCGCAGCUCUUCCAACAUGGCCAUUGUGGAAGUGAAGAUGCUGUCUGGGUUCAGUCCUGUAGAAGGCACCAAGCAGCUACUUCUGCAGCAACCCUUGGUGAAGAAGGUCGAGUCCGGCAAAGACACACUUAACAUUUACUUGGAGGAGCUCAAUAAGAAGACUCAGACUUACACUUUGACCAUCAGCCAAAGUGUGUUGGUCACCAACCUGAAACCUGCAACCAUCAAAGUCUAUGACUAUUACCUGCUGGAUGAACAGGCAAUGGCUCAGUACUCUGACCCUUGUGAAUGA
Messenger RNA from Cricetulus griseus (Chinese hamster), 4365 nucleotides. Lineage: Eukaryota; Metazoa; Chordata; Mammalia; Rodentia; Cricetidae. The record is from RefSeq and is a predicted model, not a curated record.